This is a messenger RNA of Tricharina praecox, 2091 nucleotides long. RefSeq names its product phosphatase 2C-like domain-containing protein. Gene Ontology annotation, molecular function: cation binding; protein serine/threonine phosphatase activity. The transcript is spliced from 3 exons. Gene Ontology annotation, biological process: protein dephosphorylation. The record is from RefSeq and is a predicted model, not a curated record. NCBI's taxonomy places the organism in Eukaryota, Fungi, Ascomycota, Pezizomycetes, Pezizales, Pyronemataceae. Bases 322 to 1839 code for a protein of 505 amino acids.
UGGAGUUUACGUCCAUCACAGAUUCAUACUAAUGCUGUCGUGCAACGUGUAGUCUACAUAUCGCGCUUUUUCUCGUCUACAAAUGACAGGGGAGCCAGAGAAUACCUCCGCUCACCGCCGCCCUCGGCAGAUAUCGAUGCAUUACGAAUCACUGCGACUCUGAGUCACUCGAGUACCUCGCAGCUCGACGGCGGGAGUGCAAGAGAUCACCGUCACAAUGUCGUCCCGGAGUGUUUGUACCGGGCCGGUGAUCCAUCGGUGUCGUCUCGCAUAUCGGCUUUGUCGCCGGCCCGAGUAUCGAAUUUCCAGCAUGGCAGUGGCAUGCAUCGGGAAUGCAUAGUAUCGGAUAGAAUACCGUCAAUAUAUGGCAACGGUCUUCUUUCCGGUGCAUGGGUCGGAGAAAGUAUUGGCAAACAGGCGCAGUUCGGGACUGAGCAGCGUCGUGGUUUCCGAGAUUACUUUACGGCCUAUCUUCCUGGGAGCUCCUUACAUCCUGACCCUCCACCGCCAAAAACCAAGAAGCCGGGCCAGGAGGGUGGCAAGGAUGGCGAAAAUGACCGCGCCACAACGACCGUACGGAUUCCACUUCGCUCCGCAAAGCAUCACUUCGGCGCCACCCGGGCACGGGGAACACGUCCGCAAAACGAGGAUAAUUACCAAGCCGGUGUCAUAGAGAUCCCGCCUUUCUCGCAGGUGAGGGACACCGAUCCCAGGCCGGUUGGUGUAGUGCCAGGACACGAGCCAAGUGUAUUCUACUAUGCAGUGUUCGACGGCCACGGCGGGGAUGCGGCCAGUGUAUUCCUCAAGGACUAUCUGCACCGGUAUAUCGAGGAGUCUUCUAAACUAUUCAAUCCCUCGAAUAAAAUUCGUAGCGCAGUUCUUCCCGAAGAACCCCGGCCGAGUCGGGCCGAGGAGACCGACGAGCAACGAGCCGGGCGUGAAAAGCGCGCAGAAAUGCAGAUGGAUCUCGUGAACACGUGGAAAGAUGUGGGAGGUUAUUUCCGGCGGUUCAAGCCCGACUUUGGCGGCUUGCGCGGCUGUGGAUUUAGAGACGGUGAUGGAGGGAUUGAGGCUGUGCUCAUGUAUGCAUUUUUGCGUGCGGAUCAUGACUUCAUCACUGGGACGAGGCCGUGGUUUUUGCCCGCCGAGGAAGGCUCGCAGACUCCCGCCCCACCACCCGGAGAGAAGAUGACGAAGUUCAAGGGCGGUUCAACCGCCAGUAUUGUGUUGCUGUCCCCCUUUACUUCGCAGCCCUACUGGCACCCAUCACAAACAUCAACAAUAGUGACCGCGCACCUAGGCGACACCCGCGCCUUGCUUUGCCGAGUGUCCGACGGCCUGGCUUCCCCGUUAACCACCAACCAUCACCCGUCCUCCCCUUCGGAGUCCGCGCGUCUUCGUCGUUACGCAACCGCCUUCGUCUCGGACGCCUUCGGCGAAGAGCGUUUCGGGAUCCUCGCCAACACCCGUGCUGUCGGGGACGUUGGCCAGAAGCGCCUCGGCGUCACGGCCGAGCCAGACAUCAACGCGCGGCGGCUCGCACCGGGAGAGUACGCGUUCGCCGUGCUGGUCAGCGACGGGAUAAGUGCUGUUCUCGGUGAUCAGGAGAUUGUCGAUAUCGUUAAGGAGUGCAGUACCCCCGAAGAGGCGGCACGGGAUCUGGUCGAGUUUGUGGAUGAAGUUGGUGAGGUCGGGGAUAAUGCCACCGCCCUGGUGAUUCGACUCGGCGGAUGGGAGAAGAGGUGUGAAGGCGGUGAAGGUUGGCAGGGAACCAAGGCGCUGAGAGAGUGGAGAAGGAAUGAGGCCGAUGAGAGGGGUGGACGUGGGAGGAGGAUGUAGAUGCACUCUUUUUUUCCUUUCUUUCUCUUGGACUGUUUGGCUUGCAUACAUACUACAUACAUAGAUGGAAGGGUUGGUUAUUAGAUGACGCGGGGGAAUAUACCAUGUGUACUUAGCAAUGGGUACCUAUUCUACUAUACAAUGAAUGAUACUGAUUCGACAGAGAUGGCCCUCCCAUCCAUCACGCAGUUUUUUGAUGUGAGGCAACACUGCCAUUCCAUGUGGGCUUCUUUCACGAGAUGAAGGAGCCCA